This is a messenger RNA of Setaria italica (foxtail millet), 1067 nucleotides long. RefSeq names its product protein At-4/1. NCBI's taxonomy places the organism in Eukaryota, Viridiplantae, Streptophyta, Magnoliopsida, Poales, Poaceae. The record is from RefSeq and is a predicted model, not a curated record. The transcript has 8 exons. The coding region runs from base 108 to 848 and encodes 246 amino acids.
UUUCCGUCUCGAAUUUGGCUCUCAGUCCCUCCUCCGCUCCACCUCCGGCACCACCACACCACCGUCCACCGGAGCGGCGCUGCCGAGCAGCGCGAGGAGGCGGGCCGAUGGAGGCUUCGAUGGGGGACGAGGAGCUGGAAUCUCUGCUUCGGAACUUCCACCGCGUCUCCCAGGGGUACAAAGAUGCACUUAUGGAGGUCCAGGCUUUAAGAGUAAACUUCAGUACUGAAUCCAAGAAGCGUGAAGCCCUUGAAUCUCAUAUCGCAGAUCUUAAGAGAGACAAUGAGCGAUUAAGAAGACUGUACACAGAAACUCUGUUCAAGUUCACCAACCAGGUGAAAUUUCAUGCAGAAGCUCAAAGCCUGAAGGAAGAACUGGAAAAGGCAAAUAGUAGAUUGCUAUCCAUGGAAGAGGAGCAUAAGAGGGAUAAGCACAACAGUGAAAUGAACAGCAAUGCCCUGGGGAAUGAGCUCAGCCACGCCCUUGUUCAGCAAGCAACAGACGAAGCUGCCACGAAGCAACUGAAGUUGGAGCUGGGUGCUCAUAAAGCUCAUAUCGACAUGUUAAGUAGCAGGUUGGAGCAGGUUACUGCGGAUGUGCAUUCUCAGUAUAAAAAUGAGAUCCAGGAUCUGAGGGAUGUGAUUGCUGUUGAACAGGAGGAGAAGAAGGACAUGCAGAGGAAGCUUCAGAAUACGGAAAACGAGUUGAGGAUGAUGAGGAUGAAGCAGGCCGAGCAGCAAAGGGACUCCAUCUCGGUCCAGCACGUGGAGACGCUGAAGCAGAAGGUGAUGAAGCUCAGGAAGGAGAACGAGUCCCUGAAGAGGAGGCUGGCGAGCUCUGAAGCCUAAACUGCUGCCCGUUCCCCCCAUGUACAUAUCUCGAUUCCCAUACUACAAGUAUUAGGCAAAUCAGACUCUGAAGACGCAUGCACAGGACAGAAACACGAGCACCAUGCACUGUUCUUUGUUUCCUUUUUUCUUCCCAUUUCGCGUUCUAUGGAUGUCCAAGCACUGUGUUGAAGUUUCAUAAUCCAUGUUGCAAUGCUCAAAAGAAUCGCUGGUAAUUUU